GGAGGAAGGAAGUUCUUCCUGUUUGCGGAAGCAAUUCAGUUUCGUGCUUAAAGGACCAAGUAAGAACAGAAUGUUUAGUUUCCACAAGCCAAAAAUUUAUCGAUCUGUGAAUGGCUGCUGUAUAUGUAAAGCUAAAUCAUCAAGCUCAAGAUUUACCGACAGUAAAAAGUAUGAACCUGAAUUUGAAAGAUGCUUUCGCAUGAGCGAGAAAAGAUCUGGAGAGAUUUGCAAUGCAUGUGUUUUAUUGGUAAAAAGAUGGAAAAAACUUCCUAUUGGAACUAACCGUGAUUGGCACCAUGUUGUUGAUGCUCGAGCUGGACCUGGAACAAAAUGUGUCAAUAAAAAUAAACCAAAGAUUGAAAAGAAACCAGCAAAGAAACUCCGGCUAAGGUUUUGUAGUAGAAGCAAACAGACUAACACUGAAGUUUUAUCUGAUGAUAUUGUUGGAAAUGAAGACAGUCUCAGUGAAUCUUCAAGUCUAUCAGUGCCACAUAGUCGAGUGCCAAGUCCCUCUCCUAGUAAUUCCUCGGAUGAUUCGACAAUUUUGGAAGAACCCGAUGAAGACAUGGAACAAGACAUUAUGGAAAGAAAAAGAAGAAGGAAAGAUAUCUUGUGCAAGAUUCAAAAGCGCAACAAAAAUCCAUAUAACAUACACAAGAUUUCAUCAUUUUUAGACAUGACAUUUUGGAGAGAGGAAAGGAUCUGUUGUGGAGUUAUAUUUCGAGGUCCUCAUGGAGAGGCACUUAUUUAUCCUAAGCUCCUCCGUCCAUGUCAUUGCAGAAAAAAUGGGAAUUCUGGGAGCCAGUUUCUAUCACAAGAUACAGCUACACCAUUUCUACCUAAUGCAACCAACACUGCCACACAUGUUGCCUGCUCAUCAGGGCGAAACCAUUUUCCUAAUGGAAUAAGUGCUUAA
Molecule: messenger RNA, 916 nt
Organism: Uloborus diversus
Lineage: Eukaryota; Metazoa; Arthropoda; Arachnida; Araneae; Uloboridae
Product: SIN3-HDAC complex-associated factor-like
Exons: 5
Coding region: 71-916 (281 amino acids)
Biological process (GO): negative regulation of cell migration
Source: RefSeq, a predicted model, not a curated record